Messenger RNA from Aspergillus niger, 954 nucleotides. RefSeq lists its product as uncharacterized. The transcript is spliced from 6 exons. Lineage: Eukaryota; Fungi; Ascomycota; Eurotiomycetes; Eurotiales; Aspergillaceae. Gene Ontology annotation, molecular function: hydrolase activity. The record is from RefSeq and is a predicted model, not a curated record. Bases 1 to 954 code for a protein of 317 amino acids.
AUGUGGAAUGGGAAGAAAAACAAAGUUCCUAAUCUGACUGGUUCAAUACAGCAAUUCCGUCAAACAAUAUGCGAAGCCAAAAUGCGCGCACAGCAUCAGGGAGAGUCCGUAAUUGAAGGACUUGACGUUUAUGACCUGACUACAGAUUUUCCAUCGAAAUUGAAAUUGAGGAUAUACAAGCCGCUAUCGCCUGAAGCAAAUGGGGCCGUCAUGAUAUACUUCCAUGGAGGCGGCUGGGCAAUGGGAGACCUUGAAGGAGAAGACAGUACCUGUCGGACGCUAUGCGUGCAAAUCGGACUCAAUAUAGUCAGCGUUGACUAUCGCCUUGCCCCAGAGAAUCCGCAUCCAGCAGCUAUUCAGGACUCGAUCACAGCACUUCGUUGGGUAUAUCAUACUUGUCUCUGUCGUAAAGGUCUAGGUAUAGCUAACAGCACCUCCGUUGAUAGGUCUUCCAAAACAGUCUUACCCAUGGCUUUGACAAGAGUAAGAUUUACGUUGGCGGGACCAGUGCUGGGGCAAACUUGGUAUGAUAUUCCCAUGCUGUCUGGUACCAGAACGGUCUUGUGUCUCAGUGAGCCGCACUAUCAGAGAAUGGGACUGAAAAGUAUGGAUCAGUUCGCUGAUACGCCAAUUCUCAAUCAACCCUUAAUGAAGCAAUUUCUUGAGUGGUAUCAGCCUUAUGACCAGACAGAUCCUACGGUAUCUCCACUACUGUUCCGCCGUCUCGAUGCGUCUCCGCCAUGCUUUAUCAUGAUAUGUGGCCGUGACCCACUCCGCGACGAGGCCCUAGCUUAUGCGGAUAAACUUGAAGAAAAAGGGUACAUGCGGGUUGCUGUGUACUCGGGAAUGCCCCACGCGUUCUGGAUAUUACCUGAGCUGACCACAACGAAGACUGCUACUCAGGACUUAAUCGAUGGUGUCAGAUGGCUUAUGGGGUCCGCAAAUUGGAAAUAG